Paramecium sonneborni is the source of this 786-nucleotide messenger RNA. Lineage: Eukaryota; Ciliophora; Oligohymenophorea; Peniculida; Parameciidae. The record is from the annotation of a GenBank genome assembly.
AUGUUAGAAGAUUCAGGUACUUCAUGUAUUAGUGGAAAUUAUCUUGCUAUCAAUAAAGUAUGUCCUAAAUGUAGAACACGAAAUUGUAGAAAUUAUUAAAUAUCAUCUGGAGAAUGUUUAGCUUGUGAUUAUGGAUACAUUUUAACAUACCUGAAAUGUGUACACUAUGCACAACAUGUACUUGCUCAAACCAUUAAUAUUAUGAUUUGGAUGCAAUAACAUCAAAUAAAUGCAAAGAAUGUAAUGUUUCAUGUGUUGCUUGCUAUACAUCACCUAUUAUUUGUACAAGUUGUUUAAGUAAUUAAUAUUUCAAUCCUGUUGAUAAUUGCAAUUCAACAUGUGUAACAGUCCAAAUUCAACAUAAUGUUCACCAUAUCAAACGAUAAAUAAUGUUUAUCAUGUCCCUGUUUAUUAUGUACAAGUGCAACAUAAUGCACAUCUUGUCUUGAUGGAUAUUAUCUUGAUAGUACUAACUGGAUAUAAUGUAAUUCUAAAUAUUUCAUUUAUGAAUCUGCUAGUAAAUGUAUAACAUGCAUUUAAGAUGGAUAUACUAAUUAUAAAAAUGAUUAUAUUUAUAAUUCUUGUGAACCACAUUGUUAAUAAUGUUAUAACGGAGGAUGCUCAAAAUGUGAUUCAAGUUAUUAUUCUUAAAAUUAAAUAUGUACCUGGUAAUUCUAAUUGUACAUCAUGUUUAAAUUCUGUUUGCUUAGAAUGGAAAAAAAGGAUAAGGAACUCUCAAGAUUGAUUAUUAUUUCUCAUUAAACAUUAAACAUUAUCAUAAUCUGA